UUCUUUUCCACAGGACGAUUGCCUUAUUCAGUGACCAACGCAAAUAGAAAAAUAAAAUAAAGAUGGCAUCUGAGAAUGAAAUAGCUAUUGUGGGUAUAGGAUGCAACUUUCCUGGAGGUGAAGGAAUUGACAGUUUCUGGAAAGUGUUAGAGAACGGCAGAAACUGCACUACAGAAAUACCUCCAGAAAGAUUUAACAUUAGAGAGUGGUAUGAUCCAGGUGACAACAAACCAGGUAAAAUACGUACAACUCGUGCUGCUCUUCUUGAUGAAUUGAAUGCAUUCGAUAACAAGCUGUUUGGCAUCAGCAAUGAGGAAGCUGAGCGUAUGGAUCCUCAGCAAAAGUUACUCAUGGAAUGUACCUACAGAGCACUGGAAGAUGCAGGAGUCACCCCUGAAAACAUUAGUGGUACCAAAACAGGGGUUUUUGUUGGCCUGAUGAAUCGAGACUAUGAAUCUAUAACCAGCAGGGCAGUUGCUGAAGUAAACCAUUAUGAUGCCACAGGGGCAGCAAUGAGUACAGCUGCUCAUCGGAUUUCAUACAGUUUUAAUUUGACUGGACCAUCAAUUGCCAUUGAUACAGCUUGUUCAUCUUUUCUCUCUGCUUUGGACCUUGGUUACAAAGCCAUUAAACAAGGAGACUGCGAAUCUGCUAUCUGCGGAGGAGUAAAUUGCAUCAUAGAGCCUUGGAAGUUUGUAACUCUGAGUAAAGCAAACCUUUUAUCACCUGACGGAAUUAGUAAACCCUUCUCUAAACAUGCAGGUGGCUAUGGAAGAGGAGAAGGAUGUGGCGUUCUUUUAUUAAAGCCACUGGUAAAGGCACAGGAAGAAUUCAACAAAAUAUGGGGCAUCAUCAGCAUCACGGCAAUCAACCAGAAUGGAAGUUCUGUUGCUCCAGGCAUGCAAUCAUCUCAAGCAGCACAAGAGAAGUUGUUACUUAACAUUUAUCCCACAUAUAUUGAUCCUUCAGCUGUUCAGUACAUUGAAACAAACGGUCUAGGAAUCCCUACUGAAGAUGCCACUGAAGCAGAGAGUUUAGGCAAUGUCAUUGGCAGAAAAAGGCCUCCCGAUUUGCCCCCUCUCAAGAUUGGCUCCGUUAAAGGGAACAUUGGGCACACAGAGUCAGCUGCUGGGGCAGCAGGCUUAAUCAAAGUUCUUCUCAUGAUGCACCAUGGGAAGAUAGUCCCAUCCUUGCACUUUUCAGAGAGCACCAGCAGCAUAAAUACAGGGAAACUGAAUCUCUCCAUCCCAACAACAGUGGAGAAGUGGGAUGAGUCUGCUGAAUAUGGCAGAGUUGCUGGGAUCAGUUGUUUUGGAUUUGGGGGCACCAAUGCCCAUGUGGUUGUCAAACAAUUUAAAGAGGCCCAGGUUACCCUUCCAACCAAAAGGCCCGUCGAAUUAUUUGUCAUUUCGGCAGCUUUAAGAAGUUCUCUCAAACGGGCGAUAGAAGACACAGCUAGGUACCUUAAUACCAGUGACUCAGCGACACUCCCAAAUCUGGCCUACACAUCUGCUUGUAGAAGAAGUCACAUAAACCACAAAUACAGAAAAGCGUUUGUGGCAUCCUCUCUCCAGCACUUACAGCAACAGCUCAAUUCAACUGAAAUGGAAACUGUGUCACGGAAAAAGCCUGCAGAAUUGAUCUUUGUGUUCUCCGGUAAUGCUUUGAAUUUCAAAGGGAUAUGUAGAAUCCUGCUGAAAUCUGAGCCCGUCUUCAGAGACAAAUGUAUUGAAAUCAAGCAAUUAUUUCAACAGCUUUCGCCCACUGGAAUUUUGAAUUUAACAGAAAGUGAGCACAAUGAUUUGCCCAGGCCUGAAGUUGCCCAGCCCUUACUCUUUACACUGCAGGUGGCCUUGGUUACACUCCUGCAACACUGGGGCGUUAAGCCAAUUGGUGCUGUUGGCUAUUCAGUUGGCGAAGUAGCUGCUGCCCAUUGUGCUGGCUUGAUUUCCCUGGAAGAUGCUGUCAAAGUCAUCUACCACAGGAGCAGGCUGCAGGCUAAAGUCACUGGAGGCAGAAUGCUGGUGGUUGGCAACAUUCCCAUUGCAGAAGUGUCAGCAGCCCUUGGGGCAUAUUCAGGGAAAGUCUGUGUUGCAGCAUUUAACAGUCCUUUGUCUUGCACAUUAUCAGGAGAUGAAGCGUCUAUCCACGCCAUUCAGAAAGAUCUGGCUGAGCACUUCAGUAAAAGAAACAUAUUUCUUCAUACUUUAGAUGGGCCAGCUGCAUAUCACAGCCACAUGGUAGAACCAGUACUAACAGAACUCUCAGAAAGCCUAUCAGAAUUAAAGAAAGGGAAGCCAGAGAUUGAGCUAAUUUCGACAGCAACAGGGAAGGCCGUUUCAGAUGGCGAUUUUGUUACAGGCAGCUACUGGGCCAGACAGGUUCGGGAUCCUGUUACUUUUGCAGAGGCCAUAAUGACAUCAGUAAAAGGCAAGGACAACGUUGCAUUUGUGGAAAUAGGUCCUCAAAGAGCUUUGCAGAGAUACAUCGUGGAAACAUUAGGGACGCAAACCAGAGUUUUUCAUUCUUUGCAAAUGAAUAGGGAAUAUGUGACUCUUCUUAAUCUAGUGAAAGAUCUUUUUGAAUUGGGAUUGAAUGUGAAUUGGCAGCAUUUUUAUGAAGGUUAUCAAAGUGUACCAUCACCUUAUCCCAGGUAUCACUUUGAUCAUCAGAAACUCAUGCUGCAUCAGAAAGCAAAUAGCAGAGGUGUAAGCUCAAGCCAUUCUUUAAUUUGCAGUAUAAAUAAGGACAACUCAGAAUUCAUUUGUUCUAUCUCUGAGGCUCUGAAACCACAUUUAUAUGAGCACAAGAACUACUGUGCUGCAUUAAUUCCUGUAGCUGUUUUGGUGGAACUUGCUCUGGCAGCCGUGAUGACGAGCUCAAGGCCAAAAGUACCCUUAAGUUAUUGUCAAAUGAAUAUAUUUUUCCCUGCACCAUGUGUUUUAAAUGAAAAUCUCCAUGCUUUGAAGAUAAAGGUUGAGCCACAACAGACAGUGUCAAAGUUCAGAAUACAAUCAGGUUCAGCUAAUACAGUUUAUGCUUCAGGACAAGUCAGAAAGAAUCCUGAAACUUCAAUUGAAGAAAAGAAUAUUUCCUUAAAAGACAUUUUUCAGAGGUGUAGAUCUGUUGUUUGCGAAGAUGAGGUUUAUGAAACACUGGCUCAGUCUGGAUCCAACUAUGAUGCUACUUUCAGGCAGCUAAGUAAUGUAUUUUAUUGUGAAGACUUGAAAGAAGCUGUGACAACUGUUACAGUGAAGAGACAAACAGUAGAAGAAAUGUACGAGUAUUAUAUCCAUCCAGUCCUUUUAGAUUGUUUUCUGCAAAUGGUAGGUAUUCUGGCUGCAGUUACUUCCAAUAACAAAGUAGUUUUACCUUCUGGUAUAAGUAGUCUUGCAGUUGCUCGAUCAUUGGAAGAGGAAAUGAUUAUAUAUUUAAAAACAACCAAGUCCACUGACAAUUUCUUAGAGUUUUGUGGAUGCUUCACAGAUAAACAAGGCUCCGUUCUGGUAGAACUGAGAUGUGUUCGAAUUAAUUUGGUACAGGAAAUUCCCAGGAAAGAAAAUGAAUUGUUGUUUGAAAAUCAGUGGAAGGAAAUAACCUCUGAUCAAGCAAUGCAUAAUCUGCCCAAAGCACCUCGAGUUGUGGUGUUUGCUGACAAAUUUGGAAUAUCGCAGCAGCUCAAGAAUUACUUACAUAGCGAGGCUAGAUUUGUUGUGUAUCAGGAAUGGGAGAAAUUGUUGGCAGCUAAGAGAACAGAUACCUAUGCACAAAGUAAGAUUAAUAUGGAACUGCAGGGAUAUAAUGAUGUUCUGUUUAUGUGGGGCAUCCAAAAACUGAAUGAAAAUUUGCCAGAGAAAGUGGUGAAACAUUCAGUAAGAUGCUGUGAGGCAUUUCGCCAAGUUGUUAUUGCAUUAAAGGAGAAGAAGUCCCAUUGCUCCAUUACAGUAAUCACUUACAGGACAUCAGAAAGGAAAGUAGACAAUAUAAACACUGGCUUUGGUUUGUACGGCAUGGCUCGAACAUGUAUGGUUGAAGUCCCAGAAAUAACAUUUCAGAUUAUUGACAUCAGCUCUACAAAUGCAAUAGAUAUCUCGGCCUUAGCUGAUGUUUUAGUAAAAUAUAAAGCACAGGAUUAUCCAGAAGUCUGGAUUGAUGAGGGACGAAUUUAUAGUUCUGAAAUUAGGCGCACACAGAUUGAACCCACAGCCUUCAAUACGCCUUCCCACCCACUUCAGAACUCAGACUUCUGCAUUUUGUAUACAGGAGAUCCAUACUGUAUGAAUGAUCUGUCAGUUAAAGUUGCCAAUUCACGUACUCAACUUGGCAACCACAGUGUUGAAGUUCAACUUGAAAAAAUAAGCAUCCACUCAGAAGACUAUUUCCCUGUUAGCGUGUCCAGCUGCAAGUUUGGGAAAACGUUGUAUUGGAAUUCAGAUACUAUAGAUAAACACAAGCUAUUAGCUCUAGACUUUACUGGCACUGUAACAGCAACAGGUAGUGAGGUGAAAAAGGUAAAAGUGGGCGAUCAUAUUGCUUCAUGUUAUCCGGUUUCUGCAGCGUCAAGAAUUAAUAUUCCAGAAACAGUUUGUUUCAGUACUCAAAAAUUUCCAUGUUUCAGAAAUAUACCAUGCACUUCGUUCUUCUGGGUAGCAAGGGAGAUUUUUCAUCAAACGCUGCCAGUGCCAAAACAUAAUGAAAUAUUAGGUAUAGUUUGCACUGAGGCUGAGUCAGUUUUGUGCAAAGUGCUUACUUUUUCAGCUCAGGAAUUAGGUUGGAAAAUAAUAGUUACAAACCAUACAACUGGUCUAUGGCAACGUGUUAAUCAGUGCAAUGCCCUUAUUUUUCUACCUCCACUAAAUGGACUAUUUAAAGAGGGCCUAAGCUGUCUUUUCCAUCUCCGAGAUGUUGUACUGGUUUAUGGCAAUGAACAACCAGAAUGUUUGAGGUAUCUGGCUGGGAGUGAUCAUGAAAAUAUCCAUAUUCACACUGUCAGUCUUAUCCGCAUUUUCCAGAAAGCAUAUCUGAUACGAUCUCAGAAGGAGAUGCAUUGUUGGCUGAAGUCAAUGAAUAUGAAACAAUUAAAAGAUAUCGCAUAUUUCAUUUUUCAGCAAGCAGGAAAGCAUCUGAGGCCUGAUGUUGCAUCCUAUUUCAACUGCAAGAAUUUCCCAGUUGCAGUACUAAAAAGUGAUGAGGAAGACAGCAAGAUAUCAGAUAUACCCGAGACUGAAACAGACAGGAGAAUGUUUAAGCAGAAUGCAGUUUAUAUAGUCGCAGAUGAAUUCACUAGGCUUGGCUUAGAAACUGUAAAAUUUGUAGCUCAGAAUGGAGGCAGGUGCAUUGUGCUACUUUCACAGAGGAAUCCAAGCACUGAGGAGCAAAAAGAAAUAAAUGCUCUCCAGGAUCACUGUGAAGGGAGCAGAAUAGUCAACUUGCAGUCUAACAUUGUUUGCAGUUCAGAGGUUGAGAAAGCUAUCAAGUCGAUCAGUAAAUUUUUCCCAAACUCUCCUGUUAAAGGUGUAUUCCACAGUGCUAUGGCUUUACAUGAUGGGCUUCUUGAAACCCUCAACAUGUCUAACUUUGAGGAAGUUUUAAAUCCAAAGGUAGCAGGGGUAAUCAAUCUUCAUCGUGCCACGCAAGGCAGGGAGCUUGACCACUUUGUAUGUUAUUCUUCUAUUUCAUCGUUUCUUGGAAACGCAACACAGUCCAACUACGCAGCUGCCAAUUCUUUCCUGGAUCUCUUCUGUCAUUACAGGAGAAACAAUGGCCUUCCAGCGCAGUCCAUUAACUGGGGUGCUUUAAAUCUUGGAGCCUUGCAAGAUCAACAACACUAUCAAAAUUAUAGGUUACAAACGAAAGGAAUAGAGGAUCUGCAAGUGAACGAGUUUCAUGAAUAUCUAAAAAGAAGCUUAAUUCUGGAUAAACCUCAGCAAGCUGUGUUAAAAUUCAAUUUUCAAACUUUAGUUGAUCAUGUUUUAUCUCAAAAUUUGUCGCUGAAGAGUCGUUUUUAUGAACUUGUUUCUGAAGAGGCAGGUGGUAAUCCUGAGCUUGCUGGUGAAGCUGGAUUCAAAAACUACUCUCUAAAUGAGCCUGUAGAUUAUGCAAUCGCACUUUUGAAAAGCCUGGCUAAAACAAUCCCUGUUGAUCUUUCAAUGCAUACGCCACUUUCAUCAUUGGGUGUAGACUCUACAUUAGCCUUUACUCUACAGAAUCGUAUCUUUACGGAAAGGAGAGUGGAAAUACCUCUCACGAAACUACUUGAUCCUCAGUCCACUGUGUCAACUUUAAUCUUAUACUUGAAAGAAAAUUCUGACACAACCGAUUCUCAUGGAGCUGAAGGUACUGAUGUUGGAAGCUGGUUGUAGAAAUGCAUUUCCAGGAAUUAUACUAAAUUAAUUAUCAGUAAUGGCUUAGUGUUCAGGGUUUGUUUUUUGCAGUUCAAAACCUCAAAACCCCUUGAUCGCCACGGUACUACUAGUCCCCAAAAUGGAAACCUCUCUCUAUACAGGACACGUUCUGGCCAUGCCUAUCACCACAGUCUGACGGGUAAGACAUGAGCACAGUAGGUGGCUUGUGGCAGAAGAUAUAAAUGCAUAUGACAAAUGGAGCAAGUCCAAUGUCUUUUCAGUUCGGUGCACAAUACAGAAUUUCUGUUUAGCUAUGAAUCUCUGAUUGUGCAAAACAGACGUAUCUGUAUGUAACACCGCAGGCCAACACAGACCUACCUGGCAUGAAGCUCAGUUGAAAAAAAAUGGUGUUUAUUUCUAAGUAGGCAUGUAGAGUGUUGCUCUGGAGGCAUGAAUAUGAUUGCAGCCUUCAAUUUCUAGCAUUCAAUUAUUUAAGUACAAUUGAUUAUUAUUUUUUACUGUUAUUUGCUAGGUGGAAUAUGAAUUAUAUGGGAAAUGUAUUGAUUGUAACUUUAGUACAGAUAAUUAAUUUGAAUGAAGAGUUAUAAUGGGGUCUUUAUGCAAAACAUAUCCUAAUUUGUAUUAAUAAACUCUUGUGUGGUUCUAAUAUUUGUAUUGGCCUAGGAACAGGAACAGCAAUGCUUGUGGACGUGUGGAAAUCAAAAAUAACUUCAGGGCACAUGUAUUGUGGGGGAAUUCUGUAUUCGGAAUUAUGGAGCUACUGUAUGUACUUUCCUUACUUGUAAGAUACGAGAGGGAGGUCCAGCAGCAGCUAUUUUAACCAGCUGUCAUUGAAAAUCAAGCCUCCACAUCAUGUCAAUUGACUGAAUUCAAAUUCAAACCACGGAAAAAUUGUGUGUGUACACAAGACAGGAAUUCAGAAGAGGCCAAGAAGACACCAUAACGGCAACAAAAUGGGACAAGGACCAUUUUCAAAGAUGCUACAAAGGUUAGAAUCAGAUUUUUAGAUGAUGAGACAGAAGGUAGGCACAAUAUGCUUGGAGAACACAACCAAACUCUCCCUCCUCCACCCCAGCCGCAACAUUCAAAAACAC
Messenger RNA from Podarcis raffonei (Aeolian wall lizard), 7459 nucleotides. RefSeq lists its product as uncharacterized. The record is from RefSeq and is a predicted model, not a curated record. The transcript is spliced from 6 exons. Gene Ontology annotation, biological process: fatty acid biosynthetic process. Gene Ontology annotation, molecular function: fatty acid synthase activity. Bases 63 to 6362 code for a protein of 2099 amino acids. NCBI's taxonomy places the organism in Eukaryota, Metazoa, Chordata, Lepidosauria, Squamata, Lacertidae.